This is a messenger RNA of Gastrolobium bilobum, 1092 nucleotides long. RefSeq names its product protein SRG1-like. The transcript has 4 exons. Bases 1 to 1092 code for a protein of 363 amino acids. Lineage: Eukaryota; Viridiplantae; Streptophyta; Magnoliopsida; Fabales; Fabaceae. The record is from RefSeq and is a predicted model, not a curated record.
AUGGCAUCAUCACACGCUAGUGUCUUUGGGAGCACUCAUUCUGUUCUUGGCAUGAUGGACAUAGCCAAUAAACCAGAAAAUGGAAUACCAGAAAUGUAUAUUCGUCCAGAACUAGAACCUCCAAGUCCAUUAGAUGAAACCACUCCCUUGCCAACAAUUCCCAUUUUUGACUUGAAAACCUUGGUAUGUGGAAAUACCAGAGACACUGAACUUGAGAAGUUGUACUUAACAUGCAAAGAUUGGGGUUUCUUUCAGGUGGUGAACCAUGGUGUUAGCUCUCAACUGCUAGAGAAAUUGAAAUCUGAGACAGAGAAAUUUUUCAAGCUUCCUAAUGAAGAGAAAAUGAAAUACCAAAUAAGACCAGGAGAUGUUCAAGGUUAUGGAACUGUGAUCAGAUGUAAAGAUCAAAAGCUUGAUUGGGGGGAUAGAUUCUACAUGGUGAUUAACCCUGUUGAAAGAAGAAAACCAUACCUUUUUCCUGAGCUACCUACAUCACUGAGGGAUACCUUGGAGUCAUACAUCUCAGAAACAAGGAAACUCGGUAUGAUCCUUUUAGGAUUAAUAGGAAAAACCAUCAAUAUGGACAUAAAGGAAAUGGAGAAGUUAUUUGAUAAUGGUAUGCAGUCAGUGAGGAUGACAUGCUAUCCACCAUGCCCACAACCAGAGCUUGUUGUAGGCAUCACACCCCAUUCUGAUGCUACAGGGAUAACCAUCCUUCACCAAGUUAAUGGAGUGGAGGGCCUAGAGAUAAAGAAAGAUGGGGUUUGGAUUCCUGUUACCUUUCUUCCAGAUGCCUUUGUAGUUAAUGUUGGGGACAUUAUGGAGAUUCUAAGUAAUGGGGCCUAUACCAGCAUAGAGCACAGGGCUGCAGUGAACAGAGAAAAGGAGCGAAUAUCUAUUGCUAUGUUCUUCAACCCCAAAUUUGAGGCAGAGAUUGGGCCAGGGAAAAGUUUAAUAAGUGUUGAAAACCCACCCUUGUUCAAAAGCAUGCUAAUGGAAGAUUACUUCAAAGACUUUUUUUCCCGCAACCUCAAUGGGAAGUCACACUUGGAGAAAAUGAGGAUUAAAACUUUUGAUGGGGUAAAAGACUAA